UUGGAUUUACAGGGCGGACCGGAAGGACUCUAGAGAAGUCUGCACCAUGGCGGGUCCUGUCAGCUUGAAAGAGCUUCUAAUGGGAGCUGCAGCCUGGACUGGCCCUGAAAGUCCCGAAGGGUCCCCUGCAGAGGGUGGGGCGAGCGUGGCUAGCGGACCGGAGCCUCCUUGGCGUGAGGAUGAGAUCUGCGUGGUGGGAAUCUUCGGUAAAACGGCUCUGCGGCUGAAUUCCGUCAAGUUCUCCCUUGUGAACACGGUGUGCGAUCGACAGAUCUUUCCCCUUUUUCGCCACCAAGAUCCCGGGGACCCAGAACCGGCAAUCAGGACCGAGUCUGGCGCUGCUGGGGAGGCUGGUGAAGCCGGGGACCCUGGCGCUGGGGCCGGGGAUCCAGGUGUAGCUGCCGCGGAAGGUAACCGAACUGAGCCAGGUUCCCAGGACUACAGCCUUCUGCAGGCCUAUUACAAUCAGGAAAGCAAAGUUCUGUACCUUCUUCUCACUUCAAUCUGUGAUAACUCCCAGCUUCUGCGGGCUUGUCGGGCCCUUCAGAGCGGGGAAGCUGGAGGUGGUCUCUCUUUACCUCAUGCAGAAGCACACGAGUUCUGGAAGCAUCAAGAGAAGCUGCAGUGCCUCAGUCUCCUUUACCUUUUCUCCGUCUGUCACAUUCUGCUGCUGGUCCAUCCCACUUGUUCCUUUGACAUCACCUAUGAUCGAGUGUUCAGAGCGCUGGAUGGACUGAGACAGAAAGUAUUGCCCCUCCUCAAAACAGCCAUUAAGGAUUGUCCAGUUGGCAAAGAUUGGAAGCUAAACUGCCGACCUUGCCCACCUAGACUCCUUUUCCUCUUCCAACUCAAUGGAGCCCUCAAGGUGGAACCCCCUCGCAGCCAAGACCCAGCUCAUCCAGACAAGCCCAAGAAGCAUUCUCCCAAAAGGAGACUGCAGCAUGCCCUAGAGGACCAGAUCUAUCGAAUCUUCCGGAAAAGUCGAGUUUUGACCAAUCAGAGUAUCAACUGUCUCUUUACUGUUCCUGCCAACCAAGCUUUUGUGUACAUAGUUCCCGGAAGCCAGGAGGAGGACCCAGUAGGCAUGUUGCUGGACCAACUUAGGAGUCAUUGUACCGUGAAGGACCCAGAAUCUUUGCUGGUGCCUGCACCCCUCUCUGGGCCCAGGCGAUACCAAGUGAUGAGGCAGCACAGCCGACAGCAGCUUUCCUUCCACAUUGACAGCAGCAGUUCCAGUUCUUCAGGGCAGCUAGUGGAUUUUACUCUUCGGGAAUUUCUAUGGCAGCACGUGGAGCUAGUUCUAAGCAAGAAAGGUUUUGAUGACAGUGUGGGAAGGAACCCACAGCCUUCCCAUUUUGAGCUUCCCACUUAUCAGAAGUGGAUCUCAGCAGCUUCAAAACUGUAUGAAGUAGCUAUUGAUGGGAAAGAGGAGGACCUAGGGUCUCCCACUGGGGAGCUAACAUCUAAGAUUUUAAGCAGUAUUAAAGUUUUGGAAGGGUUUUUGGAUAUUGACACCAAAUUCUCAGAAAACCGGUGCCAAAAAGCUUUACCCAUGGCUCAUAGUGCUUAUCAGUCAAAUUUGCCUCAUAAUUAUACAAUGACUGUCCAUAAGAAUCAGCUUGCUCAGGCUCUUCGAGUGUACAGUCAACAUGCUAGGGGGCCAGCCUUCCACAAAUACGCUAUGCAGUUACAUGAAGACUGCUACAAAUUUUGGAGUAAUGGCCAUCAGCUCUGUGAGGAGAGGAGUUUAACUGAUCAACACUGUGUACAUAAAUUUCACUCAUUACCUAAAUCAGGAGAAAAACCAGAGGCUGAUAGAAAUCCUCCUGUGCUAUAUCACAAUAGCCGAGCCCGGUCUACUGGUGCCUGUAACUGUGGAAGGAAACAAGCACCUCGAGAUGAUCCCUUUGAUAUUAAGGCAGCUAACUAUGACUUUUACCAGCUUCUGGAAGAAAAAUGUUGUGGAAAAUUGGAUCAUAUCAAUUUCCCAGUAUUUGAACCAAGUACUCCAGAUCCUGCUCCUGCCAAAAAUGAAUCUUCUCCUGCCCCUGCAGAUGCAGAGGCUGAUAAACUUAAAGAAAAAGAACCUCAAACCCAAGGGGAGAGCACAAGCCUAAGUUUAGCUUUGAGUUUAGGCCAGUCCACAGAUAGUUUAGGUACUUAUCCAGCAGAUCCACAAGCUGGGGGAGAUAAUCCAGAAGUUCAUGGUCAAGGAGAAGUAAAAACUGAGAAGAGACCAAACUUGGUUGAUAGACAGGCAUCCACAGUUGAGUAUCUGCCAGGCAUGCUCCAUUCAAACUGCCCUAAAGGUCUCCUUCCCAAGUUCUCCAGCUGGUCUUUGGUUAAACUGGGCCCUGCUAAGUCUUACAACUUUCAUACAGGUUUAGAUCAACAGGGCUUUGUUCCGGGAACAAACUAUCUUAUGCCUUGGGACAUUGUCAUCAGGACUAGAGCUGAAGAUGAAGGUGACUUAGACACAAAUUCUUGGCCUGCUCCAAAUAAAGCUAUUCCUGGAAAGAGAAGUGCAGUUGUAAUGGGAAGAGGAAGACGGCGAGAUGACAUAGCUCGGGCAUUUGUGGGCUUUGAAUAUGAAGACUCUCGAGGUCGGAGGUUUAUGUGCUCAGGACCUGACAAAGUAAUGAAAGUAAUGGGAAGUGGGCCAAAGGAAUCAGCUUUAAAAGCCCUGAAUAGUGAUAUGCCCUUAUAUAUUCUGUCAUCUUCUCAGGGAAGAGGGCUAAAACCACAUUAUGCUCAACUUAUGAGGCUUUUUGUUGUUGUUCCUGAUGCGCCUUUACAGAUAAUCCUAAUACCUCAGGUUCAACCAGGCCCACCACCAUGUCCAGUAUUCUACCCAGAAAAACAAGAAAUCACUCUCCCACCUGAUGGUCUCUGGGUUUUGAGAUUUCCUUAUGCAUAUGUGACUGAGAGAGGACCUUGUUUCCCUCCAAAGGAAAACGUGCAGUUGAUGAGUUACAAGGUGCUCCGUGGGGUCCUUAAAGCAGUAACACAAUAAGUGUUUUCCAGCUAGUCCUAAACUUGAGCUGGUUUUUGGUUAUGUUAUGUAUGGGCUAUUUUUUUGGUAUGUGUAUACUCUGUUUUCUUGAACCCAAAAUGUAUUUGGGUAACAGGAGUUCAGUAUUUGGACAAUAAUUUUUCCACUAUUUCAUGAUAUUGUGAUAUUUAUUGUAAAUGGGGUGAUAACUUCCUAAUAUUGCUUAUUUUAGAAUAGAACAUAAAAUACAUGACUGAUACCUGUUUUCUCAUUUCUGUUUCACUGUCCAUAAUAAAACUUUUUUUUCUAUCAUGUUGAACCAAAACUUUGUUUUUGCUAAAACGUGUUUUAGCUGGGAUUUUCUUUAAGAUGUUGCUCCUGAAAUUAUCUUCAAAACAAGAUGACUCAAUAGGUUAUCUGAUAAAGGUAUGUGAACAUAACUGCAAAAAAAGCCCAAUUGUUUGGCUCACAAUUCUGGUACCUGAGUUCGAUUGUUUUGUUCUUACCAUUUUAUUCUCAGACUGAUGAGAUGUCAUAUUUUAAAUGAAUUCUAUCUGAAUUCAACUUUUAAUCCAGAAUAUUAAUACACACUUUAAAAAUCCCUAUACUAUACUGUGAAACAACUUUCCAACUGAUACAGAUCUUAAUAAUCUAUAGUAACUUUCACCAGCUUCAACAUGGUGACACUGGUAGAUCACCAAUUAGAUAAGUGUGCAAAAUAAGUUAACGUACCAAAAUUCAAGUAUGAUUGAUUAUAUUUCCCUGGAAUACAUUGAUUUUGAAAUGCUGAGCAAAUAGAAUUGGAGAGUUUAGUCUCAUUAUAUCUAAAAUACACUAUUUGUUUAAUACGUAUGGCUACCAGCUUAAAGCAGUUACUUAGGUUUUUAUUUUAAAAUAUCUAGGGAGAAACAUGGAACUGGCAGCCAAUUUAAAACUAAAUUAAUUAGAUGUAUUUUUAUGCCCCUUUCACUAUAUAGUUUGACUAGAACAAGAAGAAUGUGAACCAAUAUGAAAGUCAUCAUCUUCCUUGUUUUCUUUUAUAAUUUUCAUUCCUUUCAUAUCAGUUUUAAAAACCACAAUUGCUUUCAUACUAAGCAUACUUUUUGGUUGGUUUUAUUAAAUAGCACACUGCAUUUGGGAAAUGCAAGUAGAUUGUUCUGUAGGACAUGCACUAAUAGUUAUUUUUUUAAUAGCCUCUAAGACUUGAAUAACAGGUAUGUAAACUUGUAGGUCAAGCUUGAACCUAUUGUUUGUUUAGGCAUUUCUUUGAGGUAUUUCUUACAGAAAAAUGUAAGAAAGUAGUUUGUAAGUGUCAGAAGAACAAACUUGUAUCUUUUUGCUUCCUUUCUGGUGUCAUUCUUUAUCGAACAACUUUACAUUUCUGCUUAAAUUAAUAAAUGAUUUUGCUUAAUUAUUUUUGGUUACAGAGGUCACCCUAAUUUGAAUUUCUUUAGAAUUUUUAAAUACAAAAAUUUUUAUGCUAUUUGUAUUUAUAACCUGCUUAGAAGAUGAUUGUAGCACUUCUUUGUUUUUAUCCAUAAGUAGGUGUACAGACUUGCAUUAGAGAAAUGUGGACUAUGUAGUUUGUAUUGCUUACUGCUUUUCUCUUUAGUCAUAUAUAAACCUUACUUCAACAAAUUUUAGAAGUGAUGAUUUUACUAAAAAUAUUGUAUUUCUUCCAUAGCAGCACUUGCAUUGUCCUUUGCUUAGCAGAUGUCUCUUUUUUAAAUUGAGAUAUAAGCAAAUGUUUCAACUGAUUGUUUUUAAACUCGGUUAGAAGGACUUCACAGGACAUCCUUUGGCCUAUUGGUAAGUCUUUUGAUGUGUCUGUUAAAAGUUGUAUAGAAUAAAAAUUUGUAGGAAGUAAAUCAUAUCUUAUUCAAGGAGUACUGACUAAAGGACUAACAUGAUAAAUCUUUUUGUAAAAUAAAUUACAUUAUUCUAAAUUUUUUUAAUGGCUUCACAUGUUGGUUUACUUAAAAUUAGGUUCCCCUGCACUACUUAAACAAUAAAUCUAUAUCUUAGCAAAAAAUAAGAAGACCUGCAAGGAACAGAAUACCAAGGAAAUGAGGAAAGUGGGACUAGGGAAGCCUGAUUGAAAAAAAUAACAGUAGUUAUUCUUUAUUGAAUGGCACACAAUUGUAGUAAGUAUUUCAUAAAUAUAUACUUAGGUACUUAACUAAGCAUUUUGCAUACAUUUCCUCUAAUCUUCUAUACACUGCAAGAUAGGUAUUAUCCCUAUUUCAUAGAUGAGGAAAUUAAAGCAUGAAUUGGUUAAAUAAGUUGUCAAACAUCACAUAGCUAAGGAGAAGCAAAGUCAGAAUUUAAAUUGAGGGCUCUGAUUUCACAUCUGUACUCUUUCUAUGUUCUGCUUCUUAGAAAAUAUAAGAAUGAAAACUACAUGCCAAUUCCUCCAACUGAAUAUUUUAACUCUGGUCUUAAGAAGUGUGAAUGGGUGAAUUUCUAACGUUAGAAAGAUCAAGUGUGGUAGGCCCAAAACAUCUUAGUUUCUUUUAAGACUGAAAGUCUUGAUUCUCAAACUAUAUCAAGACUUUUUAUUCUUAAACUCCCUCCUAUUCCAUAUUUUCUCCUGUUUAAAAUAGUUCUGUAAUACACUGAAGCCAAAAAAAAUUUGACUCCAUCACAUAGGAAAUCUGGACAGUUUUACUUAAUCCUUGAGUAUUAUUUUCUCUAAAAGGGUAAUGAUAGUUUCUGUUUAUCACAAAGGGUGAUUGUGAGGAUUAAAGGUGUAUACACAGGCUCCUAAUAGAGGGAUACAUUAAUGAAAUCUUGAUAAUAAUUAUAAUUCAUCUUAAAUUUACUUUUUAAAGGUAUCAUAAUAGUGUUAGAGGUGGUAUUAAGUCCUGGUUAGUAUUCGUCCUACCUUUUAUAAUCAGGUAAACUGCCUAAUACAUGCAAAACACUGUGGUAAGCACCAUGACAUGUAGCAGUUUGUCUCUUUCCUCUUGUGUCUUUCUGUGGUCUUUUACAAACUGGGUUUAGUUUUUGUCAGUGUAUGCUUCAUAUAAAGCAACCUCUUAAAUCCUUUGGCCAUAUAAUUGCUGUUUUUCUGUUCUGUCUCGACAACUUUGUGCCUUUCCUACAAUGUGGCUAAUAAAACUUCAGUUUUUGGAACACUGCAUAAUUUUGCACAUUAUGCCAAAUUAUGGCAAAAGGGCCAGCUAAUACUCUGUGUUUAAUUUUCAAAACUCUUAGUAAUAUUUAAGUUAGCACAGCAGGUUAUUGGUUGGUAUCUUAAAGUAGUUAACUGCAUCUCUUAGCCUUGGAGCCCAUCUAAAGCUUCAGCUUACUGAUCUGUAAAAUGGAGAUAAUAAUUCCCUUAUCUCAAAGGAUAAUCAUGGUUUCUAACAGUUAAAGAUUAUAUUAAUUAAAGUGCUUACAAACUCUAAACUGUUGAAUAAAUAUAAGGGAUAGCUAUUAUUCCUUGUCUGAUAGCUCAGACCCGAUCGUCUUCUAAAUACAAUUUAAAUAUUUUUCCAUGCUAAAAAUAAAAAAUAAUCUUAUCCAUAGGUAUAACAAUAAACAUUUCUGUUUGAAUAGGUAUAAGAAAAAUUUCUAAAGUGUAAAUUAUAUCCCAUGAUUCCUUUGUAUUCCAAACACUCUUAGAGGACUAUAUUACAGCAGUCAAUACCUCCUUUCUCCUACUAAGUUUUAUGUACUUGGCAUUCAGUGAUAUUUAUAUUUUAUCCUAGCUGUUUUCUCUAUAUAAGUGUAAGACUAAAUUGUUCAUACCGUCUAAAACAUUGUUUUUUGUUCUGGGGCAUACGUUUGUUGUUUUUCUAAAAAUGUAGUCAUUGUAUCUGUUGUUUAAGAAUUUUUUUAAAACCAAGAGCUCCCUGAAAUUCCCCCUCUGCUAGUGCUCUGCCAACCAUUCGCAACAUUUUAGUGAAUACCCAUCUAGACAUCUCUAUGCAUAUAUACAUAUGUUGACAUCUAUUCAAUUUUACAUAAUUGUAAUCAAAAUACAUCUCUGUUCUGUAAUCUCUUUUUCACUCAAGCAUACAACGUAGCUAUUUUUCAUGUCAAUAAAUGAAAGUCUGUUAAUGGCUGCAUCAUUUUCCUUUAUCGUAGUUU
Molecule: messenger RNA, 7087 nt
Organism: Manis pentadactyla (Chinese pangolin)
Lineage: Eukaryota; Metazoa; Chordata; Mammalia; Pholidota; Manidae
Gene: SMG8
Product: SMG8 nonsense mediated mRNA decay factor
Exons: 4
Coding region: 47-3013 (988 amino acids)
Biological process (GO): nuclear-transcribed mRNA catabolic process, nonsense-mediated decay
Source: RefSeq, a predicted model, not a curated record